CACGGGGGGGGGAAGCUGGAUCGGACCGCGUAGACCCGGGAAGAAAAAAAAAGUCCGGAUUAUCACCGCGUAGACCGGGGGAAGGGGGCGGAAUCCGGAUUGUGACUGCGCAGACCCGGGGGAAAAAAUCUGUAUCGGACCCUGUAGACCUAGGAAGGAAAAAAUUCGAUUCUGACCGUUUAGACCCGGGAAAAAAAUCCGGAUCGGACCGUGUAGACCCGACAGAAAAACCCGAGUUUUGACCGCGUAGUCCGGAAAAAAUCCGCAUCGGAGCGCAUAAACCGGGGGGAAGGGGGAAUCCGGAUUCUGACCGCGUAGAUGGAGGAAAAUCCGAGUUCUAACUGCGUAGACCCAGGAAAGAAACCGGAUUUUGACCGCGUAUACCUGGAAAAAACCCGGAUCUGGAGGAGCUGAGGAUGGAAAAGAAAAUCAGGUAGAUUUUUAUGGGAUUCCGGAAGGUUCCGCCCCAGAACACUCAGGGAAGGGCCAUCCUGGAGUUUCCGUGAGGAGUUGUCCAUCCCAGGGAAGUUUUCAGAAUCCUGCUCCGUGAUCCAUGUUCUCACCUGCGACUCCGUCUGUGAUCUGCCCCAGAACCCUCUGGUUCCCUCGUCCCUUCGAGAUUUCUGGUUCAUUCCAGAACCCUCUAGCUCCUUCUAGAUGCUUCCGGCUCCUUCUAGAACCUUCCAGCUCCUUCUAGAACCUUCCAGUUCCUUCUAGAACCUUCCGGCUCAGCGUGAAUCCCUUCUGGCUCCUUCUGCAGACCCUCCGAGAACGUCCCAGCUCCCAUGACCCCUUCCGGAAGCUCCCGGAUGUGAAUGAUGCCGCAGCCCACCGGCCUGCCCCUCCCGCUCCUGCCCCUGUUCUCCGGCCCCGCCCCCGCACUCUGGCUGGCCACGCUGUCCAUCCACAUCGCAGUGAUGGACGGCCAGGCCCAGGGCCCGGUGGUGAGCACCAACUAUGGCAAGGUCCGGGGCCUGCGGGCAACACUGCCCGGCGAGGUGCUGGGCCCCGUGGACCAGUUCCUGGGCGUCCCCUAUGCGGCACCCCCAACUGGUGAGCGCCGGUUCCAGCCGCCUGAGCCGCCGUCAUCCUGGGCCGGGGUGCGGAACGCCACGCGGUUCCCGGCUGUGUGCCCCCAGCACCUGGACGAGGCGUCACUGCUGCACGACAUGCUGCCCGUGUGGUUCACAGCCAACCUGGACUCGCUGGCCGCCUACCUGCAGGACCAGAGUGAGGACUGCCUCUACCUCAACCUCUACGUGCCCGCCGGAAGCCACACAAGGAAAAACACUGAUGAAAUAAACAACAGCGAGCGGCUCGAAGAAGGAGACGCCCGUGAGCAGGGCGGCCGGAAGCCAGUGAUGGUCUACAUCCAUGGGGGCUCCUACCUGGAGGGCUCAGGCAACAUGAUGGACGGCAGCGUCCUCGCCAGCUACGGCGACGUCAUCGUCAUCACCCUCAACUACCGCCUGGGCGUGCUGGGCUUCCUCAGCACCGGGGACCAGGCGGCCAAGGGCAACUACGGGCUCCUGGACCAGAUCCAGGCCCUGCGCUGGGUGGAGGAGAACGUGGGCGCCUUCGGCGGGGACCCCAAGCGCGUGACCGUGUUCGGGUCAGGGGCCGGGGCCUCGUGCGUGAGCCUGCUGACCCUGUCGCACUACUCAGAGGGGCUGUUCCAGAAAGCCAUCAUCCAGAGCGGCACGGCCCUGUCGAGCUGGGCAGUCAACUACCAGCCGGCCAAGUCCACGCGCCUGCUGGCCGAGCGGCUGGGCUGUGGUGCAGGCGGUGACUCGGCGGCGCUGGUGCGGUGCCUGCGGGCGCGGGAGGCCGAGGAGCUGGUGCGGCAGCCAGGCGCCAUGGCGCCGGCCCCCUACCACGUGGCCUUCGGGCCGGUGAUCGAUGGCGACGUGAUCCCGGAUGACCCGCAGAUCCUGAUGGAGCAGGGCGAGUUCCUCAACUACGACAUCCUGCUGGGCGUGAACCAGGGCGAGGGGCUGCGCUUCGUGGCGGUGGACGACGUGGACGUGGCCGACGUGGACUUCGACGGCUCCGUGGCCGCCUUCGUGGACCGGCUGUACGGCGCACCCGGGGGCCGGGACGCCCUGCGGGAGACAGUCAAGUUCAUGUACACUGACUGGGCUGACCGGCAUGACCCUGAGGCCCGGCGCAAGACCCUGGUGGCGCUGUUCACCGACCACCAGUGGGUGGCACCGGCCGUGGCUACGGCCGACCUGCACGCCCGCUACGGCUCGCCCACCUACUUCUACGCCUUCUACCACCGCUGCCACACCGACACCAGGCCCGCCUGGGCUGCCGACGCCGCCCACGGCGAUGAGGUCCCUUACGUCUUCGGCGUCCCCUUGCUCGGCCCCGCCGACCUCUUCGCCUGCAACUUCUCCCGCAACGAUGUCAUGCUCAGCGCUGUGGUCAUGACCUACUGGACCAACUUUGCCAAGACCGGGGACCCGAACCAGCCAGUGCCGCAGGACACCAAGUUCAUCCACACGAAGCCGAACCGGUUUGAGGCAGUGGCCUGGGCCAAGUACAGCCCCCGGGAGCAGUUGUACCUGCACAUCGGGCUGCGGCCACGCGUGCGCGACCACUACCGCGCCACCAAGGUGGCCUUUUGGCUCGAGCUUGUGCCGCACCUGCAUGGCCUGCGGGAGCUCCUCCAGGACGCUUCCCCCACCCCCACCUCGAUCGGCGCUCGGCGCUCAGCUGGCCAUGCGUGGCCGCACUUCCAAGAUGGCGGCCAAGAUGGCACCCCAAUCGGUGCUCGGCGCUCAGCUAACAAUGCCUGGCCUGGCAUCCAAGAUGGUGGCCAAGAUGGCACCCCGAUUGGCGCUCGGCGCUCAGCUAGCAAUGCCUGGCCCGGCAUCCAAGAUGGCAGCCCGAUCGGCACUCGGCGCUCAAUGAGCAAUGCCUGGCCCGGCACCCAAGAGGGCAGCCAGGAUGGCAGUGCGGAGCGUCCCGGAAGCUUCCGGAAGGCCGCGGCGGUGCUGAUCGAGACGCGCCGGGACUACGCCGCCGAGCUGAGCGUCACCCUGGCCGUGGGCGCCUCCCUCCUCUUCCUCAAUGUCGUGGCCUUCGCCGCACUCUACUACAAGCGGGACCGCCGGCGCCGCGUCAGUCAACGCCGAGGGGGCGGGGCUGAUGGCAGCCACGCCCACCGCCGUGACACCAGCCACACACCCAAGGACGUCGCCGCCGCCGCCCCGUGCCACUCCCAGGAUGCCCUGCGGCUGGGCUGCCCGCCGGACUACGCCCUGGCCCUGCGCCGCGCGCCCGAGGACCCUCCACCGGGCGCCCCCAGCACCAUCACUCGGGGGGGCGGGAGCGGCCAGGGAGUGGCCAGUCUGCCUCAUGGACACUCGACCACCAGGGUAUAGGGCUCGUGAGGGGGCCUUGAAACUUUUCAUAGAUAUGGGGGGGGGCCUUGAAACUGUUCAUGCACAUUGGGUGGCCUAGGGCGUGGGUGGCCUCAAAACUGUAGAUGUGGGGAGCUUUGAAACUGUGGACAUGGGGAGCUUUGAAACCGUACAUUGAGAUGGGUAACCUUGAUACUGGCCAUGACAUUGGUCAGCAUUGAGACUGAGGACAUGGGUGGCCUUGAAACUGUGGAUAAAGGCCACCUGGAAACUGUCCAUGGACAAUGGGCAGCCUUGCAACUAUCCACAGCAUCCACUAGCUGAUGUGGGGAGCCUUGAAACUGUCCAUGGACAUGGAGAACCUUGAAACUCUUGGUGAACAUGGGGAGCUUUGAAAUUGUCCAUGGACAAGGAGAAACCCUGGAAAAUUCCAGAUAAUUUCAUCCCUAUCCAUGGUACAUGGGCAGCCUUGAAACUGUCCGUGGACAUGGGUGGCCUUGAAACCAGCCAUGAACAUUGGAAAACUUGAAAAAUUCCAGAAAAUUUUCCCAGCCCUAUUCGUGAACACUCUCCUUGAAACUCUCCAUGGACAAGAGUGGCCUCAAAACCGUCCCUGAAUGUGGGCAGCCUUGAAACCAUCCACAACCAAGGAGAAACCCAAAAAAAUUCCAAUCUCUGAUUUUGUGCAACAAGGAAAAAAAAUUCCCGGAAAUUCUUAUCUUGAUGAUGGAAAGCUGUAGAGCGUUCCAAUUUUUUAUAUAUAUAUAUUCCUACUGAAAAAAAAAAUUCCUUUGAGGGACUCUGCUGAGGCACAGGAGACUCUUGGCUUCAACCUGGCACCAGAACCCAUCCUGGAAUCUUCCAGAAUCUUCUGGAAUGUUCUGGGCGCUUCCGUGCAGACAUAUUUCCAGAGCUGUUGUCAGCGUUUUCAGUCUCUGAUUCUGCUGUAUGUAAAUAAAUAUAAAUACAGAUAUAAAUCUCUA
This is a messenger RNA of Lepus europaeus (European hare), 4351 nucleotides long. Its product is annotated as neuroligin 4-like. The record is from RefSeq and is a predicted model, not a curated record. The transcript is spliced from 8 exons. Gene Ontology annotation, molecular function: neurexin family protein binding; signaling receptor activity. Bases 816 to 3389 code for a protein of 857 amino acids. Gene Ontology annotation, cellular component: synapse; cell surface; postsynaptic specialization membrane. NCBI's taxonomy places the organism in Eukaryota, Metazoa, Chordata, Mammalia, Lagomorpha, Leporidae. Gene Ontology annotation, biological process: synaptic vesicle endocytosis; presynaptic membrane assembly; chemical synaptic transmission.